AUGCCUGCGCUGCUGGGCCUCCUACUUACAGGGCUAGCCCUCAUCGCCAAAUAUGCAUUCGAACCAAUACUCGCCGGUCCACUUCUCGGCUUGAUGUUGUACGCUCCAGAACAGACACGGAAAAGCGCAUUGGAUUCAACAUCUCUCUCGAGUUUCAUCGAUAUACGCAGUCUCAUACGCAUAUUGGGGUUUCUAGUUGUCGUGGGUGUGAUCAGGAAGGCCAACGCAGCUCUGAACUCAUGGGCUACAAAUAACUGGCAAAUAAACGCAGGCCAUGGUUGGGAGUGGCGCUCUGAAAUCGCAGUUGUCACUGGAGGUUGCAGCGGGAUUGGCAGAGCCAUCGCAGAAGCUCUCACAUUGCAUGGUAUCCGCGUAGCAGUGCUCGAUGUGCAGAACGCGCCCGAGGCGUUCACAUCCAACGCCCUGCUGACAUGCUUCCGAUGCGAUAUAUCCAACCCGGUUGCAAUAGUAGAAACAGCCGACAAAAUCCGCAGCCAUCUUGGAUGUCCGUCGAUUCUUGUGAACAACGCGGCAAUCACGGGCUCUUACACGAUCCUGAAGACCCCAAGCGACUUCCUCAGCCGCAUCUUUGACACAAACAUUCUCUCGCACUGGCGGCUAGUACAGCAAUUUGUACCAGAUAUGGUGGCAAAGAACAAAGGCCACAUCGUGACAGUGGCGAGCGUCAACUCUUUCCUAACAAACUCGGCCAAUGCGGACUAUGUGGCGACUAAAGCUGCGGCGCUGGCGUUCCAUGAGGGCCUCACGAGUGAGUUGAAGAUCUGGUAUCAUGCGCCGGGCGUUAAGACUUCAAUUGUGCAUCCAAGUUGGGUGCGCACGCCGUUAAUUGAAGAGACGAUAUUAAAGGGUGGGCGGGACCCGAAAAUCCUUGAGAGUAUGCUGCUACCGGAGGAAGUGGCUGAGAUUAUUGUGAGGCAGAUUGUUAGUAGGCGCGGUGCACAGGUUUUUGUUCCGAGUGCUGCGGCACCUAUCUCAUGGCUGAAGGGGCUACCAAAUUGGAUCCAGGAGCUUGUUAGGGACUGGUUUGGGAAGACGAGUGCUGUUACGGGUGCCACCAUGAUUGCGCACUAG
This is a messenger RNA of Bipolaris zeicola 26-R-13, 1092 nucleotides long. RefSeq lists its product as uncharacterized. The transcript has a single exon. Lineage: Eukaryota; Fungi; Ascomycota; Dothideomycetes; Pleosporales; Pleosporaceae. The record is from RefSeq and is a predicted model, not a curated record. Bases 1 to 1092 code for a protein of 363 amino acids. Gene Ontology annotation, molecular function: oxidoreductase activity, acting on the CH-OH group of donors, NAD or NADP as acceptor.